Messenger RNA from Diospyros lotus (date-plum), 1964 nucleotides. Its product is annotated as sucrose nonfermenting 4-like protein. The transcript has 13 exons. The record is from RefSeq and is a predicted model, not a curated record. Lineage: Eukaryota; Viridiplantae; Streptophyta; Magnoliopsida; Ericales; Ebenaceae. Bases 480 to 1862 code for a protein of 460 amino acids.
UGUUGGAUCGGAAACCCUCUCCAUUAAGCGCCAUGGCUUUGCAGCACAGCAAGUCAAAAUCCUGAAUUUAAGAGCAAAGGGAAAAGAAAGCGGCAAAGACGCAUUCUCGCUCUCGCUGAGCAGCAACAAAGCGGCCAAUGGCUGCGCGCGCAUGUGAAUGCGCUUGCCAUCAGUAACCGACCCCAUCGCUUUCCUCUUCUUCCUCCUCGUCCUCUUCUUCUGCUUUCGUACAAUCCUUCAGCAAUCUAAUUCUCCCUUCUUCUUCGCCGGUCCCAGUCCGGAGAUUUCGAGGGGGCCCAGGGCCAAUCUCCUCUCUUCUCCGGUCAAAUCUCCAAUUUAUAUAUAAACUAAUUGCCGGCGGACUUUCGGAGAUUUCUCUUCUCUCUGGCUACAGCUUCACAAUUUUGGAGUUUUGCCCCCCCUUCCUUCAUGCAUAUAAUAGUCCUGCUAGGGUUUGGGGAGAAAUUAGCCAGAACAGUAUGGUCCGAGCAGUGAUUACCUGGCCCCAUGGAGGUCGCCGAGUUUCCCUCUCUUUUUGCAACACCGGCUGGAGUGACAGGAUCGAGAUGAGUCUGUUGGAGGGUUCUUCCAUGAUUUUCCAAGCAAUCUGUGAUCUUCCUCCGGGUUACCAUCAGUAUAAAUUCUUGGUCGAUGGUUUAUGGCGUUUCGAUGAUCAACAGCUGUAUGUUCAGGAUGAGUAUGGAGGAAUUAACAAUGUUAUUUUCGUAAAGACGCCAGAACUCAUCUCUUUGAGCUUACAUGGUGAAGCCUUUACUCCAACCAUGGACAUAGAUAAUAUCAGGCAUGUUCAGGACAGGGCUUCGUCAUCGGGCCUCACAUAUUCAGAACCAGAGUUGCACUUGUUGGAUAAUGGCAUAGAGAUUUCUCGCCGUCGCUUAUGCAUGCAUUUGUCAAGUCACACAAUAUAUGAGUUGAUUCCCAACUCCAGCAAGGUGUUUGCAUUUGAUGUUGAAGUGACUGUCAAAUAUGCAUUCCAUGCCAUGUACAAACAGGGACUUGCCAUUGUGCCAAUCUGGGAUGAAAAUCUCCAACGGAUUUCAGGGAUGCUGACUGCUUCUGACCUAAUUUUGAUACUAAUACAGCUUCAUAAAAAUCUUGCAGUGCUGCCCGAUGAACAGCUGGAAGCUCAUACUAUUUCUGCUUGGAAAGCAGGGAAAUCCCAACUUUAUGGAAAAGCAAAUGGGGCUUCACAAUUAAUGUUUCAAAGGCCUUUAAUACAAGCUGAUCCAGAUGAAUCUCUAAAAGACGUGGCUCUGAGGAUUCUGCAGAAUAAGAUAUCCAUGGUUCCCGUUAUACACUCAUUAGACGGAUCUUCUCCACAGUUAUUACAUAUGGCAUGCCUCAGUGGAAUAUUAAAAUAUGUAUGCAGGCACUUCAGAAACCGACUUGAUUAUGUGCCUCUCCUGCAGCAACCAGUUGGUAUCUUCCCCUUGGGUACAUGGAUUAGUGGAGGAGGAGCACGUGACCGUCUGUUAGCAUUGCAUUCCAGUGAAUCUCUUAGUUGUGCCCUUAAUAUAUUGAUAGAGGCACAAGUAAGUUCGAUACCUAUUGUUGAUGAUCGAGGUUUCCUCAUAAAUGUUUAUUCCAAAAGUGAUAUCACCUCUUUACUAAAGGAUGACACAUAUGCUCGUAUUCAGCUUGAUCAGACAACACUGUCUCAAGCAUUGGAGCUGGUAGAUGGUCAUAGAUAUCAAACUUGUACUCGGUCCGAUCCCUUGUACGUGGUUAUGGAGCGCCUUUCGGAUCCAGCGGUGAGGCGCCUUAUUGUGGUCGAGGCUGGUACGCGGCUGGUAGAAGGCAUAAUCACAUUAAGUGAUGUAUUUAACUUUAUUUUUGGCUAAUUUUCUUUGUAAAUUCCUUCUCCAUCAUUCAGAUUUUGAUCUCCAACAAUUCAUAAAUUUUCCAAUAGUAACCCUUUAACAUAAUAUUUGGGGUAUUUUUAG